GAGUUAUUCCCAACACCUUUCUGUUUCUCCACUCCCCAUCCACUGAAAAGUACUCUUUGCAACGCCACCGAUUCACAAUUUCACCACGCCGGAAACCACCGCGCGAGGCGAACCUUCCACCACGGCCAUGACGGCGGCCAAGUCCGCCCAACCACCACCACCUUCCUCCUCCUCCCCCAUCAACCUCUCCCUCCGCGGAUCUCUCCUCGCUCUCGCAACCCUAACCCUAAUCUCCUUCACCUACCUUUCUCUCAAUUCCCUCCACUUCCCUCUCCAAUCCUCCUCCUCCACUCCCCCUCCCACCCUCCUCUCAUCCAAGGUUCUGGAAGAAAGUGAUUUGGAGCAACUUUCGGAUGUGUAUCAUUCGGCGGAGGUAUUUAGCCUGAAUUAUGCUGAAAUGGAGAGGAGAUUCAAGGUGUAUAUAUAUCCCGACGGAGACCCCAAUACUUUCUACCAGACGCCGAGGAAGUUGACGGGGAAGUACGCGAGCGAGGGAUACUUUUUUCAGAAUAUCAGGGAGUCUGGGUUCCGAACGGAGGAUCCGGAUCGGGCUGACCUCUUCUUUAUCCCUAUCUCGUGCCACAAGAUGAGAGGGAAGGGCACAUCCUAUGAAAACAUGACAGUUAUUGUCCAAAAUUAUGUGGAGAGCUUAAUAUCCAAGUAUCCUUACUGGAAUAGAACACUGGGUGCAGAUCAUUUCUUCGUUACUUGUCAUGAUGUUGGUGUAAGGGCAACUGAAGGACUUCCACUUCUUGUAAAGAAUUCGAUUCGAGUCGUGUGCUCCCCAAGCUAUGAUGUUGGAUUUAUUCCACACAAAGAUGUUGCUCUCCCUCAAGUGCUGCAGCCGUUCGCUCUUCCAGCUGGGGGAAAUGAUGUGGAAAACAGGACAAGUCUAGGUUUUUGGGCAGGCCAUAGGAACUCCAAAAUCAGAGUUAUACUCGCACGAGUAUGGGAAAAUGAUACCGAACUUGAUAUCGCAAACAACAGAAUAAACAGGGCCACUGGACAUCUGGUAUACCAAAAGAAAUUUUAUAGGACUAAGUUCUGUAUAUGUCCUGGUGGUUCUCAGGUCAACAGUGCUCGAAUAACUGAUUCAAUCCAUUAUGGUUGCAUUCCUGUGAUAUUGUCUAAUUAUUAUGACCUUCCAUUCAAUGACAUUCUCGAUUGGCGAAAAUUUUCGGUCAUACUCAAGGAGAAUGAUGUGUAUCGGCUAAAGCAAAUAUUGAAGGACAUAUCUAACUCGGAAUUUGUUGCUUUGCACGAGAACCUUGUUAAGGUCCAGAAACACUUCCAGUGGAAUUCACCUCCUGUCAAAUACGAUGCUUUCCAUAUGGUGAUGUAUGACCUCUGGUUACGCCACCAUGUGAUCAAAUACUGACUGCAAAUGCAUAUAACCCUAAACCCUGUACAUUACUACGUUCAGUUGUUUUCUUUUUCCUCACAAUCCCCACUUUUGAGUGAUAGCAAAUUUAUACUGGUCAUUUAUUGUUCUUUUUAUCUAUCCAUGCUCUUUCUUCCCUUA
This is a messenger RNA of Rhododendron vialii, 1522 nucleotides long. Its product is annotated as probable glycosyltransferase At5g03795. The record is from RefSeq and is a predicted model, not a curated record. Bases 128 to 1378 code for a protein of 416 amino acids. The transcript has 6 exons. NCBI's taxonomy places the organism in Eukaryota, Viridiplantae, Streptophyta, Magnoliopsida, Ericales, Ericaceae. Gene Ontology annotation, molecular function: glycosyltransferase activity.